AUGCUCGCAGAAAUAAAUGAUCUUUCAGAUUUAAACGAGAAUAGUAUAACUGAAAGAAUAAAAACCAAGUUAGAAGAAAAUGAUUUACGAAGGUGGAAGAGUAGAAGAUUUGACGUAAAUCAUAUAUUCACUAUAGACUACAAUCUAAAAGCCACAUUAUUGCAUUUUGCUGCUGGAUGUGGCUGCAAAAAUAUAGUAGUGGCUCUAAUUGAAAGCGGAGCAAAUGUUAAUGCACGGGAUAACAAUGGAUGUACUCCUUUACAUUAUGCUGCUGUAAAUAGUUUCAAAGAUGUGGUAGAAAUUCUAGUUGUAAACGGAGCGUAUGUUAAUGCACAUGACAACCAUGGAUUUGCUCCUUCUUUUUAUGCUGCUAAAUGGGGCUACAGAGAUAUAGCAACCUUUUUAUUAAGAAGUGAAGCAAAUUUUGAACCUAGAGCUGAAAUGGAAGUAGAAAGCGCAGAACAGGUUGCACCUGCAGAAAGAUUGAAACUUUUCUAA
Vollenhovia emeryi is the source of this 498-nucleotide messenger RNA. RefSeq names its product protein phosphatase 1 regulatory subunit 12A-like. The coding region runs from base 1 to 498 and encodes 165 amino acids. The transcript has a single exon. Lineage: Eukaryota; Metazoa; Arthropoda; Insecta; Hymenoptera; Formicidae. Gene Ontology annotation, biological process: protein localization to ciliary inversin compartment. Gene Ontology annotation, cellular component: ciliary inversin compartment. The record is from RefSeq and is a predicted model, not a curated record. Gene Ontology annotation, molecular function: protein binding.